UGCUCAGUAGUAGCAGCUAACGGGCUCGAGUUGAUGUCGUUUUUGUGACGCUUAUUACUGGGGCAGUGGAACACUUGUGAACAACUUGUAUACCUGCGUUAUCUCAAACUGCUGUUACCGUCUCGUUUGUUGCAUUUUAUAAGUUAUUGUUUCGCAUGGAGUCCGUCUCGAUAGUGUUAAGGUUGUUCUCGGACAGCAGAGCUCGCAGCUAAUGUUAGCUCUCCGUCGCAUCGUGCGUGCUGAAGCUCGGCGCUGCUGUUAACCAGCUGACGGACAUUCAGAUUCAAUAAUGGGUCUUAUAUUCGCCAAACUGUGGAGUUUCUUCUGUAAUCAAGAGCACAAGGUGAUAAUUGUUGGACUAGACAAUGCAGGGAAAACCACGAUACUCUACCAAUUUCUGAUGAAUGAGGUGGUCCAUACGUCACCCACCAUUGGCAGUAACGUGGAAGAAAUAGUGGUGAAAAAUACUCAUUUCUUAAUGUGGGACAUCGGAGGACAGGAGUCUCUCAGGUCAUCCUGGAACACCUACUACUCCAACACAGAGUUCAUUAUUCUGGUGGUGGACAGCACAGACAGAGAGAGGUUGGCCAUCUCUAAAGAAGAGCUCUACAGGAUGCUGGCUCAUGAGGACCUGCGGAAAGCAGCUGUGUUGAUAUUUGCUAACAAGCAGGAUAUGAAGGAUUGCAUGUCUGCUGCAGAGAUCUCCAAAUACCUCACCCUGAGCUCCAUCAAAGACCAUCCCUGGCACAUCCAGUCAUGCUGUGCACUCACAGGAGAGGGUUUAUGUCAAGGCCUGGAGUGGAUGACAUCCAGGGCUGGACUAAGAUAACCUCUCCCUUGACAAAGGAUCGCUUUCGAAUACCUGCACCACUUGUAAGGUACAACAGCGUGUCCUUACUGGCCAUUUUUUUUUUUAUUACAUGCUUUUGAGAGAUGUACCAGCUCCACAGUGUGGGAAAAUCCAAACUCGUCUCCUCAUUUUGAGGUCAAAAUCCAUCAGUGGGAAUGUGAGCAUAAUUAACUCAACUGGUUGUAGAACCAGUUAUUGCUUGUAAAGGAGUAGGAAUCAAGUGCAGAAUGUGUCUCAGUUCAAAACAGGUCUGCACUGGACAAUGAAAAACACUAGAGACACCAUGUUAGACUUCCCCAUGUGACAUCGAAUAUACCAUGGACUGAUGUCUGACUUGGGAAUCAAGCAUCCUUUUUGCCUCUUUACAAAUUUGUUCAUGUUGUGGACAAUCUGGGACAUUAUGACUUGGAAGCAGUAUUGUAAAACCAGUUUUGAUCCAGUUUUAAUGGGUAUAUGAUGGCGCUAUUUUUUUUUUUUCUCUACUGUGAAUUGUUUUCCAUGUCUCAACCUAAUUCAGCCAAUGUAUGUUACAUCUCAGUGUCAUAAGCUACAUUACUGGUGGACUUUGUCACAACAUAUUGUGCCCUGUUAUUAUGUGGUCAAUCUUUAAUGUCCCUCCUUACUUUGACCAUAAAAACCAAAUGGUCCAGAUUUCAAAUGCUUGGAUUAAAAAAAAAAAAAAAGUUCAGAGAAAUCUCACCUCAUUCAAAUGCGAGACUUGUUUUAUAACAGUAUUUUGUCAGUGCCAUAUUGUAACUUUUAAAAUUUACUUUUGAGCUGUGGCAGAUUCCAUCAUGACCUGUUUUAUAAAAAGAUAAGCAGUGGUUCUUCACAAGCCUU
Molecule: messenger RNA, 1690 nt
Organism: Thalassophryne amazonica
Lineage: Eukaryota; Metazoa; Chordata; Actinopteri; Batrachoidiformes; Batrachoididae
Gene: arl8
Product: ADP-ribosylation factor-like 8
Exons: 6
Coding region: 290-829 (179 amino acids)
Biological process (GO): protein localization to Golgi membrane; intracellular protein transport; vesicle-mediated transport
Cellular component (GO): cytoplasm; trans-Golgi network
Molecular function (GO): GTPase activity; GTP binding
Source: RefSeq, a predicted model, not a curated record